Molecule: messenger RNA, 1633 nt
Organism: Arachis duranensis
Lineage: Eukaryota; Viridiplantae; Streptophyta; Magnoliopsida; Fabales; Fabaceae
Product: BTB/POZ and MATH domain-containing protein 3
Exons: 4
Coding region: 158-1363 (401 amino acids)
Biological process (GO): protein ubiquitination
Molecular function (GO): protein binding
Source: RefSeq, a predicted model, not a curated record
UACAUGAUCAUUCUUCCGUUUCUCUCGGUUCCCUCUCCGCAUCAGUUACUAUUUCCGGCGUCAGUUACUUGGCCCAAACUAAAUUCAUUUCAUUUGUUAACACAAGGUCGGUUAGGGAAGAACGAUUCCUACCACAAUUCUCUUCCCACUCUGCACCAUGGAGUCGUCGUGGUCGUGGUCGCGCUCGAUCACCGAGACUGUGAACGGGUCCCACCAAUUCACCAUCAAGGGUUACUCCUUGGCGAAAGGGAUGGGUCCGGGCAGGCACAUUAUGAGCGGCACCUUCAACGUCGGUGGUUAUGAUUGGGCCAUUUACUUCUACCCUGAUGGCAAGAACCCUGACGACAAUUCCACCUACGUUUCGGUCUUCAUUGCACUGGCCAGCGAGGGAACCGAUGUCAGGGCGUUGUUCAAGCUCACGCUGCUCGAUCAGACCCAGAACGGCAACCAUAAAGUCCACAGUCAUUUCGAUCGCCCACUAGAGAGGGGCCCUUACACCAUCAAGUACAGAGGCAGCAUGUGGGGUUACAAGCGAUUCUUUAAAAGAGCGUUACUGGAAACAUCAGAAUAUCUGAAAGACGAUUGCCUUAUCAUGCAAUGCACUGUAGGUGUUGUGAAAACCCGUCUUGAGGGUUUUAAACCGGGGCUCAUUGUGCCAGAUUCAGACAUGGGCCGAGACUUUAAGGACUUGUUGGAAUCCGAAAUUGGUUUUGACAUAGUUUUCAAGGUCAAGAGUGAAAGCUUCAAAGCUCAUAAGUUGAUACUUGCUGCCCGAUCUCCUGUCUUCAGAGAGCAGUUUUCUGGAGGAGUUGGGGAUCCUAGCAUAGAUGAAAUAGUGGUUGAUGAUAUUGAGCCUUUUGUCUUCAAGGCAAUGCUUCUCUUCAUUUACACAGACAAACUUCCUGAGAUGUCCGAUAUUAUGGGCUCAAUAAAUAUGUGCUCGUGUACUGUCAUGGUGCAGAAUCUGUUAGCUGCUGCUGAUCUCUAUAAUCUUGAUCGUCUAAAACUACUGUGUGAAUCAAAAUUGAGUGAAAAAAUCAACACUGACACUGUUGCCACAACACUUGCCCUGGCUGAGAAACAUCAUUGUCCGCAGCUUAAGGCCAUCUGUUUAAAAUUUAUUGCAAAUCCAGUAAACAUAGGAGUGGUAAUGCUGUCGGAAGCUUUUGAACAUUUGAAAGAAGGUUACCCUAAGAUGCUGUCGGAAUUGCUCAAGACAUUUGCAUCAGUAGAUGAUAAUUCAAGCCAACCAUCAAGCAGGAAAAGAAGUGGCAGCAGAAUACACCGGCAAGAUUUAGUGGAUGGUGCUGCUGCUGAAUCUGUUAAUCCAAAUGGCAGGUCUCUCAGGAGGCGUACAUGGUGAUAGAGUAAAAACCCUGAAUGGAAGUGCAAUAUAGCUAUGGAACUUUGCAUGUGAAUAUGAGUGAAUUCAUCAUUUCGUUUCACCUGCUCCUAUAUAUAGCUCUCUCUUGAGUCUCAAGUAUUUAGCCUUGACAACAUUUUGAAUGGUAGUUUGACAUUAGAUCAUAUCAGUUCUAGUGUAGGGUAUAAUACUAUAAUCAUGUUUGAUGUCUUUAAUAAAAAAUAAAUAGGUAUAUAUUGAAACUAUUGAAUUUAAUCUACCAUGAUAGAC